Xyrichtys novacula (pearly razorfish) is the source of this 1416-nucleotide messenger RNA. NCBI's taxonomy places the organism in Eukaryota, Metazoa, Chordata, Actinopteri, Labriformes, Labridae. The record is from the annotation of a GenBank genome assembly.
AUGAAGACAAGACCAGGCAACCUCAGGGUGAAGUUACCAGUGUUUGUGUUUGUUCUGCAGGUGAUUAUUGUUGCCCUGUAUGUUGCUUUUGUCACCUACGAUGAGCAUGCAGAUGCCAGAUUUCAGACCAACAGGACCAACCCAAUGGACAAUGCUGUGUACAGGGACUACCCUUUUUUUACCGACAUCCAGGUCAUGAUAUUCCUCGGUUUUGGUUGCCUGCUAGCGUUUUUCCGCUUGUAUGGGUUUGGAGGGAUGGUUUUUAACUUUCUCACGGCCACUUUUGCCAUUCAGUGGGCCAUUUUGGUGCAGGGAUACUUCCAAUUCAGCCAUGAAGGUAAGAUCCACCUUGGAGUGGUCAACCUCAUAAAUGCAGAGUUUGCCUGUGCCGUGGUGCUGAUAUCUUUUGGGGCGGUCCUGGGGAAGACCAGUCCGCUGCAGCUGCUGGUCAUGGCUCUUCUGGAGGUGCCGGUGUUUGCGGUGACAGAGUGGGCUGUACUCAAAUAUCUGAAAAUCAAUGAUGCAGGAGGAUCUAUCCUCAUUCAUCUCUUUGCCUGUUAUUUUGGUCUUGGUGUCACUUUUGUUCUGUACAGGCCAUCUCUAAAUGAAGGCCAUGCAAAGGAGAACACCAGCUACCAGUCAGACAUUCUGGCCUUGAUGGGGACCUUGUUCCUCUGGGUGUUUUGGCCUUCCUUUAACUCUGCAUUAACCCUGAAAGGAGAUGACCAACAUAGAGCCAUCCUGCACACCUUCAUCGGCCUCAGCGCCUCCACGCUCACCGCCUUUGCUCUCUCUGCCAUGCUGAACAAAAACGGUAAGCUCACUCUGGCAGAUAUUCAGAACGUGACCCUGGCUGGAGGCGUGACGGUAGGAGCGUCUGUUGACAUGAUGAUAACACCUGCAGCUGCGUACGCACUGGGAAUGAUGGGCUGCACUGCUUGCAUGCUGGGAUACAAGUACCUGAGCCCCUUCCUGGCCCAGCACUGCAGGAUCCAGGACCAGUGUGGGAUACAUAAUCUGCACGGACUGACAGGACUGAUAUCAUGUGCUGCAGGGAUAUGCGCCAUACUAAUGGCCAGUGAGGACGUUUAUGGCCCCAGUUUCUAUGAGAUCUUUGCCCACAGGGCACCGGUGGAUGGAGACCCAAAGCUGCAGGAGCUCCAGAUGCUGAUUCCUGGUUUAAAACCAGGACUGGGCAGGACUGCUCGAGAACAGGCUCUCUUUCAGGUUGCAGCUGUGUUGUCCACAAUUGGAGUAUCAGCUCUUGGGGGGAUCCUCACAGGCUUUGUCUUGAAGCUGCCUUACCUUGCACCUCCAUCUGAUGAAAUGUGUUUUGAUGAUGACCUAUUUAUUGAAGUCCCUCCAGACUAUGAUUCACCCCUGGGACUUAAAAGCACAGUCACAACAGAUGAUUGA